Molecule: messenger RNA, 3813 nt
Organism: Salvelinus fontinalis (brook trout)
Lineage: Eukaryota; Metazoa; Chordata; Actinopteri; Salmoniformes; Salmonidae
Product: WAP, Kazal, immunoglobulin, Kunitz and NTR domain-containing protein 2-like
Exons: 3
Coding region: 551-2296 (581 amino acids)
Cellular component (GO): extracellular region
Molecular function (GO): serine-type endopeptidase inhibitor activity; protein binding
Source: RefSeq, a predicted model, not a curated record
UUUUCAUGUUACCACAGUAUGUUUUCCACAUUUACAGCACUGCAUAGUGGGCUACAAUGAAGGUGGUCCAACUAUUUACACAAAGGGGGGAAAGGUGUCACACGCGCCUUGCGCACCACACGCGCACAGCACAGGUAUUUUGCCGGAGGUCCCUGCUCGAGCCUGCUGCUGCUGCGGACUUUUUAAUAUGUUCAUCAGAACUGUAACUCGCCUGGGAUUUGCUGUCGGGGUAGACUAGCCACUGUAAUUCAUGUAGUUAGAUCUUAAGUAAUAGGGUUCAAAUACCACCUAAUCUCUCCAGACUAUUAAACGUUGACCAGCGGACUGACGUAGUUCUUCACUGCAGCAACACUCCGCACUGAACACACGUCCUCCUGACCGUUUUAUCACAUUUUACUUUACAUUACAACUUAAUUUCUCCCUUUGGCUUUGUCAUUUAUGACCAUUUAAUAUUGUUGCACUCAUCGGGAAAAUUUAGCUAACUUCGACGCUCCUCGGAUCUUGUUUUAUUUCUUCGGGAUCCUUGUGAAAGUCCCGUUACGCGCUGGAUAUGUGGUGGAUGUUGUUUCCUCGAUGGAUCUGGUUUCUCUUUGGACAGUGCUACGUCUUGCUCCUGAUCAUAGACAGCUGUGUGAGGGUGAAAGCGAUGCCAAUGUCCAUGCCCAACAAAGUGGUGUACUCUCACGCGGGCAUGUGCCCCAACGAGAUGAACCCCAACCUGUGGGUGGACGCCAUGAGCACCUGUAUGCGCGAGUGCGAGUUGGACCGGGACUGUGAAAACUUUGAGAAAUGCUGCAACAACGUGUGUGGGAACAAGAGCUGUGUGGCGGCGCGCUACAUGGACAUUAAGGGCAAGAAGGGGCCGGUUGGCAUGCCAAAAGGGGUCAAGUGUGACAAGUUCAUGUGUACGCAGCAGGGCUCCGAGUGCGACAUCUGGGAGGGCCAGCCCGUGUGUAAGUGCCGGGACCGCUGUGAGAGAGAGCCCCACUUCACAUGCGCCUCAGACGGUAUGACCUACUACAACAAGUGUUACAUGGACGCAGAGGCCUGCUCCAAGGGCAUCUCUAUCUCUGUGGUCACCUGCAGGUACCACCUCACCUGGCCAAACACCAGCCCGUUGCCCAUGGAAACCACCCUGCGGCCAACCACUGCCCUCCUGGAGACCACCCCCCCGGCCGACAUCCAUCCUCCAAUGAUGCUCAGCAGCCCCACUCAGCAGGCUGUGUUCGUGGGCGAGACAGCCAGCUUCCUGUGCGAAGUGUCAGGUAAGCCCAGUCCGGAGGUGACCUGGGAGAAGCAGCUGGAGGGCAAGGAGAACACAGUGAUGAGGCCCAAUCACGUGCAGGGGAACGUAGUGGUCACCAACAUCGGCCAGCUGGUCAUCUACAAUGCCCAGCAACAGGACGCCGGCAUCUACACCUGCACGGCCAAGAACCUGGGGGGGGCUGUGACCUCCCACAACCCCCUGUCGGUGAUCCAGAGAGACACGGGCCGGAAGGAGGGUGAGGUAGGGAAUGCCACCAACCCGUUCCCCUUCCCCGCCGAAGAGUGCCUGAAGGGGCCGGACAGUGACGACUGUGGGGAGGAGAGCAUAAGCUGGUACUACGAAGCCAAGAGGAACAAUUGCUUCACCUUCACCUACAGCCAGUGCAACAAGAACCGCAACCACUUUGAUAGCUACGAGACAUGCAUGUUGUCGUGCGGGGCAGAGCUGUCGGCUCCCUGCUCCCUCCCCAGCCUGCAGGGACCCUGUAAGGCCUACGAGCCGCGCUGGGCCUACAGCAGCACCCUCAAACAGUGCCAGUCCUUCAUCUGGGGCGGCUGUGGAGGCAAUGAAAACAACUUUGAAUCCAAAGAGGCCUGCGAGGAGAUGUGUCCUUAUCCGAAGAACCAUAACUGUAAGAUGUGUAAACCGCGGGGCAAGAUGGUGACCAGCUUCUGCAAAAGCGACUUCAUCAUCCUGGGGCGCGUGACAGAGUUGCCUGAAGAACAGGACUCGGGCCACGCCCUGAUCACCGUGGAGGAGAUCCUAAAGGACGAGAAAAUGGGCCUCAAGUUCUUCGGCCAGGAACCCUUGGAGGUGACCUUGAUGAACAUGGACUGGAACUGCCCGUGCCCAAACAUCACCACGGCCAACGGGCAGCUCAUCAUCAUGGGAGACGUCCACAACGGCAUGGCCGUGCUGCAGCCCGACAGCUUCGUGGGGAGCUCCACCGCACGCAGGGUCAGGAAGCUCCGAGAGGUCAUUCACAAGAAGACCUGUGACUUUCUCAAAGAGUUCCCAACAAACCAGUAGUUACUCUCUGAGAGAUCCCCACUAUCCUGUACAAGAGCUGUUUAUGUCGGCCUCCCGGGUGGCGCAGUGGUCUAGGGCACUGCAUCGCAGUGCUAACUGCGCCACCAGAGUCUCUGGGUUCGCGCCCAGGCUCUGUCGCAGCCGGCCGCGACCGGGAGGUCCGUGGGGCGACGCACAAUUGGCAUAGCGUCGUCCGGGGUAGGGAGGGUUUGGCCGGUAGGGAUAUCCUUGUCUCAUCGCGCUCCAGCGACUCCUGUGGCGGGCCGGGCGCAGUGCGCGCCAACCAAGGGGGCCAGGUACACGGUGUUUUCUCCGACACAUUGUGCUUCGGAGGACGCAUGGCUUUCGACCUUCGUCUCUCCCGAGCCCGUACGGGAGUUGUAGCGAUGAGACAAGGUAGUAAUUACUAGCGAUUGGAUACCACGAAAAUUGGGGAGAAAAUGGGAUAAAAAUUACAACCAAAAAAAAUAAAAAAAAAAAAAUAAAAGAGCUGUCUAUGUCAAGAAGAGCAAACUGGUUAUAGUAUCCAGUAGUAGCUAUUGUCUGACAUUUCCCCACUAUCCAGUAGGGAAGAUAUCUAGAAGAGUAGACUGGGACUUUUUCAAAGUUUCUUACCAUUCAGUAGCCGGAUGAUGGCAUUUGUUGAUUAUUGCUUUCUCCUUCUCCUAAAGGUGGGGACUGAGCAAAUACCUUAACAUUGAUCCAACAAGCUGUUUCCCUACCCAUGACUUUCUCAUUAGUUUCCAUAGAAGUCACAUUUUGUAUGCAUUUUGUCAUAUUUUCCACUGGCUAUCUCCUUCACUCUGAUGUUCCCCAUAUACAGUGGAUAUCUAGAAGAUCCAUGGCUUUCUUAGAUGACGGCUGCUGUUAGCUGAUUCCAGAUUCUCUCUCUCUUUUACUCUGAAGUUUAGACAUUAAGUGUUGGGGCUCCUCUGUACUAUGGAAAUGGCUGGAGGUAUAUUUAAAACAACAACAUAUUUAUACUUUGUGUGGAUUCACUUUCUGAAAGGAGAGCUAAAUGUCCAUAUAUAGUACUGUAGUGAUGACAUAUCAAGCGCUUACCUUGGAAAUAUUUUAGUUAAACUAAAAUGUCUCUUUGAAUAAUAUUUUUAAUUCAAAUAUAUUAUCUUGGUAUGAAUAUACUAAUGCCUGUCAGAUAGCUAAACUCUGUGCCUUGGUUAAUAUGAAUGUUAUAUUAUGUUGACUUAAAGUAUCUAUGUUAUCCUGAAAGAGACGUUUGUAAUAUAUAUUCUGAGUGCUUGAGCUCACGAUAAUGUAAUGUAAAGCUUGUGGAAUCAAACAACUCCUUUGAUUCCACUAGAAACCACUUUGUAGUUCAUGAUUGCUUAUCCAGUACAUGAACUGUUCUUAACAUCAUAUUUAUUUUUUAUCCUCUCCUUUUAGAGAUACAUCCAAUUCAAUAAUGGACAGACUUGUUUUGUGUUAUUUUGUAAAUCCAAAUGAUAAAGAUGUUCAUAACACAAUUGUAAAGAAAUAAAAAUGACACUUUGAAAGAA